Morus notabilis is the source of this 1038-nucleotide messenger RNA. RefSeq lists its product as uncharacterized. The transcript is spliced from 2 exons. The coding region runs from base 1 to 1038 and encodes 345 amino acids. NCBI's taxonomy places the organism in Eukaryota, Viridiplantae, Streptophyta, Magnoliopsida, Rosales, Moraceae. The record is from RefSeq and is a predicted model, not a curated record.
AUGGCCAGCCUGGAGCAAAAACUGUCAGGGGACGUGGCGGGCCUAAAAAAGAAUAUAGGUCGUGUGGCUGAGGUGGUAAACAUUGAUAUCACCCCCAGUCGCACCCAUGGCCAUCCAUUUACCGAAGAAGUAAUGGCACCCCCUCUCCCCGAUAAAUAUAGGUCGCCGCCAAUCCCGCCAUAUGAUGGGCGAGGAGAUCCCGACGACCAUAUGGAGAUGUACACCGGGCACAUGCUCUUACACGGUUACACCGAGGAGAUCAUGUGCCGAGCCUUUCGAAACCAUUUGACGGAUUCUGCGCGGAGAUGGUUCCGAACGCUGAGGCCAAACUUUAUCUCGAGCUGGGAUGAGUUGAAGGAAGCAUUUUCCCUCCAAUUCAUAGGGGUAAAAAAGUACGUCCCCCCAAAGCAGAAUCUGACAACGAUAUAUCAAAAGCCAAACGAGUCAUUGAGGGAAUGGCUCGCAAGGUAUGAGGAGGCUGUCGCUGCCACAAUGGACAUAACAGACAGAGAAGCUUUGAUGUGGGGGUACAUCAAUGCCGAAGAGGCAGACGCAGACGACCCCGAGCACCGGACCAACAAGAACAAAGGAACCGAACAGGGGUCAGCGCCUACGAAGCAGGAUGGGAAGAAACGUCGAGGCGGAGGAAAGAGAGACAAGCAGCCCGCCGCAGCGACGAGCGCUCCGGAAGCCAAAAAGCCAAGGCAAGAGGACACCCGAAGACCUCGGCUGUUCCAAAAGUAUGAUUCCUACCAUGAGCUAAUGGUGGGAGUCGAGGACGUUUUCAACCAAGUCGGUCGCGGGAACUUACUGCGCCGACCGGAGGCGAUGAAGUCAGACCCCAGCCGAAGGAACCAGAAGAAAUUCUGUAGGUUCCAUGGCGAUGUCGGCCACCACACCAACGAUUGUGCCGACCUCAAAGACGAGAUCGAAAGAUUGAUCGGCGAAGGAAGGUUGCAGGAAUUCAGGGCCGAACGAAGGUCCCGAAAUGACGGCCAUGGUGGGCAGAAUGAUGGUCGACGCCGAGAGGAGAACUAG